Molecule: messenger RNA, 895 nt
Organism: Exaiptasia diaphana
Lineage: Eukaryota; Metazoa; Cnidaria; Anthozoa; Actiniaria; Aiptasiidae
Product: probable RNA-binding protein 18
Exons: 6
Coding region: 4-594 (196 amino acids)
Molecular function (GO): RNA binding
Source: RefSeq, a predicted model, not a curated record
AAGAUGGCGGACGAGGGGGAAUCAGAACCGGCAUCAAAAGACCAAGGAAACAUUAUUCAACAUCGACUUUGGGUUGGAAACAUCGACAAGAGAUUAAGCGAGUACAAUCUGUUGAAGAUUCUUCAAAAGUUUGGCGAGAUAAAGUAUUUUGAGUAUCUCUUUCACACAAGUGGACCUUUGAAAGGGGAACCAAGGGGAUAUUGCUUUGUAGAAUAUGMCACAAGAGAGGAAGCACUWAAAGCUCUUCAAGGUUUAAAUGGCAAGAUGGCUUUAUCAAGAGCAUUAGCCGUUCAUUGGGCCAAAGAAGAUCAAAGCAAAACACUUCCAGAGGAAAAAAAGACCAAGUCGUCAGAAGACACAAAGCCACCAUGUUAUGGAUCACUUUCAUUGGUUAGUAAUGAUUCAAAGAUACAAGCCAUAGAAGCCAARCUAAGACKAAUGGAAAGUUCAAGYUACAAYGAUGAUGUUAAUUUAACUGGUAGAAGCAAGCACCCACUUCUUGAAGAAAGCGAACGCAACAAGAACAAACCUUAYUCAUAUCGACCAAAAAAUAAACGUAAAACAGACUGGAAAGUUUUAAAGAAACCAAGGUGACUUGAAAAGAGGGAUUGUAUAAUCAGUGAACAAAGUAAUGGUCCGCAUGGGAAUUGCUUUUCAUGAUACUACAAAAUUGCUGCAUGUCAUAUUGGAUUACGAUCAACUAUCAAGGGAGCUCUCUUCAAAGUGGUUAAACUAUCAUUGGCAUGUGGAUUUUAAACUAGUUGGAUGACUGAUUACACUUCAGCUAAUGUAAUUCUGCAAAGAUUACAUUACUGGUUAUUGCUGCAGUAAAUAGAGCUGUGUUUCAUUGUCAACUGGUAAAGAACAAAAAUAAAGUUCUAAUGACAAUGAAAAA